AUGGAGAAAAUCAUCUACGACUUCUACUAUGAUCUCUUCGACAGCCAUGUCCACUUGCCUUCUCACCAUCUGAGGGAAGACGGACAUAUCAUUCCAGAGGUUCUCCCAUCCAAAAUACGACAUGCCAUCAUAUCGGAAGGAAAUAGUACGGCACCCGAUCCCGACAGAAUAAGACCAGAACACCUGAAGAACCGAUCACGAUUGAUCACAUUCACACUGUUUCGGAACUCAUCGAGGCAUCGCGAAGGUACAAGAUGCCGCUGUCUCACCUUCAUCGACUUGAAGAAGGUCUUCGACUCUGUUGAGACGGAAGUGGUCAUGGAAACCUUGGACAACCAAGGCGUUCCUACUCAGUACAUAAAGGUACUUCGAGAGUUGUACAGUAACUUCACGGCCGGAAUUUCGCCACUCUACAGGAAUAUUAUCAUUGACGUGAAGAGGGGGUCCGACAGGGUGAUACAAUCUCACCCAAAAUAUUAA
This is a messenger RNA of Necator americanus (New World hookworm), 480 nucleotides long. RefSeq lists its product as uncharacterized. The record is from RefSeq and is a predicted model, not a curated record. Bases 1 to 480 code for a protein of 159 amino acids. NCBI's taxonomy places the organism in Eukaryota, Metazoa, Nematoda, Chromadorea, Rhabditida, Ancylostomatidae. The transcript has a single exon.